GUGCAAGUCACGUGUCCUUAUUAGUACAAAAUGGCGUCUGACAACGAGAACAUACAUGUAGAUGUGGAGGCCUUUUCCGAGCCAAAUCAGCAAAUGAGUGUAGGGAGGAACAUACUGGAAGAGCUCAAGGCCGAGAAGAAUGCCUUAGACCCCUCCUUUUGUCACUGUAUCCGUUUACUUGAAGCAGAAAUAAAUCGCUUAGCCGACAGAAAUGAUCCAGACAAGUCACUAAAAGAGAAGAUCUACAUCCCGAUUGAAGACCAAAAGAACUAUAACCUAGUUGGGCGCCUUUUGGGGCCCAAGGGUCUCACGCUUAAAAGAAUCCAAGCCGAGACCGAUACUAAAAUCAGCAUAUUGGGUCGGGGAUCAAUCAAGGAUAAAUCAAAGGAGGAGGAGUAUCGUAAUUCUGGCAAAGAAAUGUACGCCCACUUGACAGACGAGCUUCACGUCCUUAUUGAGUCCAUCCCUCCCAAUGCUGUUCAAAAACUCGCAGCUGGGAUUGCUGAAGUUAGGAAAAUGCUCAUACCACCAGAGCCAGGUCAACCUGAUUUCCCGCCGUCGAAGUACGAUAUGUCUUCUUCUCCUUACGGUAUCUCCAGAGGGGGUCCUGGGUACAGGUGGGAGAGUAUGUUCCGGCCUCCACCUCCUCAUCGGUUUGGUGGGCGUGGCAGACCAAGAGGAAUGAGAGGGAGACCAAUGAAGGACGAGAGAAGAGCUUCAGGCGGUCCCUCUCAUCCUCCUCCAGCUGGUGAAGGGGCUCCAAGUUGGAGAGAUGAAACUCCUUCUAAUGACCAGUGGAGAGAUGGUACAAUAUCUACUGAUUAUAAUCACGGUGUGAUGUCUGGCACUGGAUCAGCUCCACCUGGCCCUGGUGGUGGAUAUUCAAAUGACGUCAAACCAUUUUCUGCUCCUCCUCCUCAAGCUGCUAAUCACGAAGGGUUCUUCUCUGAUUUUGCUGACACAUCAGAUUCAAGAAAUGGCCACGAGUGGAAAGCUGGCUAUCCUUCAGCUUCAACUCGUCGCGACUAUCGCUACCAUCCAUAUGAUAAUGCCCAGGCUCCUCCCACUGAGGGCGGGUUUUACUAAUUAACGAAUUUGAAAAAGUUAACCAAAAAAGACUUGAUGAUUUGUGUAACUUUCUAUUCGUUAAAAAUCAAAAAAGUAAACUGCUACGAAUUAGUUAUUUGGUGUUCUGUUUUUCCAGUUAAUCAAUAAAACUAUGUAACAUA
Messenger RNA from Amphimedon queenslandica, 1229 nucleotides. Its product is annotated as KH domain-containing, RNA-binding, signal transduction-associated protein 2-like. Bases 31 to 1086 code for a protein of 351 amino acids. Gene Ontology annotation, cellular component: nucleus. Gene Ontology annotation, molecular function: mRNA binding. The record is from RefSeq and is a predicted model, not a curated record. Gene Ontology annotation, biological process: regulation of alternative mRNA splicing, via spliceosome. The transcript is spliced from 7 exons. NCBI's taxonomy places the organism in Eukaryota, Metazoa, Porifera, Demospongiae, Haplosclerida, Niphatidae.